AUGACAGAAUCAAUUUCAGCUAGAUUUACCUCUAAAGUGGAUAAUAUAGUUGAUCCAAUACCGAAAUCUAAAGGUCAAGAAAUUAAGAGCAUAUUAAAUAAUGAUCCACCAGAUGAACAAAUAAGUUCAUCCAGUAAUACUGCUACUCCAUUUCAGAAUAAUUUAAAUAAUCAGACUAAAGAUACCCCUUCAGCAACAUUUUCUGGAAAUGAAUUUAAUAAUACUAAUAUAUCAAGACCAAGAUCAUCAUUAUCUACAGUGAGUAAUCCAGUGAUAUCAUCAAGAAAGAGACAUUUAUCAGAUCUAUUAUCACCAAGACCAGAAUAUUCCUCAGAUCCAAAUACUUCAGGACCGCAACAAUCCUUACGUACUUCUGUUUCGUGUUCACCUUCAUGUAGUUCAGCCUCUGAUUGUUCUUCUUGUUCAUCAUGUUAUUCUUCAAAUAGUACAUCAGCAUCAAGUAGUACUGGCUCAUCUUCAACGUCUUCAAGAAUAACAUCAGUAUCAAUGCAAGGACCGCCUCUUUUACAAAAUAAAUCAAAGUCAUUGAAAAGAAGAAGAAUACCACCACCAUUGAACAUAUCACCAACUUCAAAAGAUGCACCAACACGUCACAAACACCUUCACACAAACAAUGAGAAAAUUAAAAAUCCUAUACCAAGUUCUGCAGUAUCAAGUAGAUUUAAACCUCAAAGCAACGUUGUACAACCUCGUAGUGCACCUGCAGAUGUCACAACAUUUCAAAAAGCUCAAAAUUUAAUUAAACCAAAAGUUGUUUACCUAGGAAAAGAAAAUAAAGCUCCAAACAAAAUACAAAACCAUGGUGUAAUUGGGGGUCCUAAUUUACAAGUACCAGUACAAGGAUGGUACCCACCGCUAAAUGGAUUAAGAAAUACUGGCAGGUACCCAAUAGCCGCUGGAAAUACACCGAUAAGUGCCGUAUCGCCUCAGUUCCCCUAUUAUCCAAUGUACCCAAUGACACCCUGGGGUACUCCAACAAAUAUUGGCAUGAAUGUACCACAGGGAAUAUACCCAUACCCAUACCCAUACCCAAAUACAUACCCAAAUCAAUACCCAUCACAAGCAACAGCAUUUAAUAACACUAAUACAACCCAUAAUAUUGCUAAACCAUUAACAUAUCAUAAUAGUACUCCGCCACCAAAAUUCAAAGGUAAAAAAAUGAAAAUUUCUAAAGUCAAUAAUAAUAUUCAAUCACAAAGUCAUAAAUUCAAAGUUAACGAAGUCACAGUUAACCAGACUACUUCAUUACGCAAUACCUUUCAAAACGAACAGACCUCCGAAUCAGCUACACCGAUGCAAAAGAAUAACGUGAAAUCUGAUUCAGGGAAAGAAAAUAAUGAUAUUAUGUCAGGUGAAAUACGCCUCAUGAGUGAUGUUUUUAGCUUUGAAUUUCCAAAAAAUAGUAUACCUACCAAGAAGGGAAUUAAAAACCAAACUUCUAGCAAUGUCAAUAAUUUUUCUAAACAACUGUUUAUGAAUAUUUGUGGUAGAAUAUGGGAUGAAAGUCAACUUCUACAAUAA
This is a messenger RNA of Maudiozyma saulgeensis, 1542 nucleotides long. NCBI's taxonomy places the organism in Eukaryota, Fungi, Ascomycota, Saccharomycetes, Saccharomycetales, Saccharomycetaceae. The record is from the annotation of a GenBank genome assembly.